Messenger RNA from Suillus bovinus, 456 nucleotides. RefSeq lists its product as uncharacterized. NCBI's taxonomy places the organism in Eukaryota, Fungi, Basidiomycota, Agaricomycetes, Boletales, Suillaceae. Gene Ontology annotation, biological process: protein phosphorylation. Gene Ontology annotation, molecular function: ATP binding; protein serine/threonine kinase activity. The coding region runs from base 1 to 456 and encodes 151 amino acids. The transcript has 2 exons. The record is from RefSeq and is a predicted model, not a curated record.
AUGUCCAACUUUGUCGCCACUGAGCUUUUCACACAUGGCACACCGCCAUUUAACAUUCCCAACAUUCACUUUGUUCAUGUCGCUCUUGCCAGUAUCGAUGAUGCAGGCAUUACUAGAACCUAUCUUGUUGAAGAGUUUAUUGAUGAAUCCGUGGAAGGCAAGUUUACCAAAUACAUCUCCAACAACUCACCUUCCCCACUAUCCAAUCUCGAUGCCAAAUCAAGCAGGAUUGCCAGGUAUCUGUCAUUUGCACAACAUGUCCAGUAUAUCAAGAUGAGGAAACUUGCAUAUGUUGCUGACUUUCAUGGUCUCCACUCAAUCUUAUAUGUAUUGCUGACAAUUUUUACUAGUGAUCUUUCUGGGUGCUUAUUUACAGAAGGCAACUUGAUGCAUGUAUUCACUUCAUUUGAGGAUAAGCACGUAUGUAAUGAAUUUUGCAAAUUUUUUUCAACUUAA